GCAUUUUGGGGGAAAUGAGUGGAUCAGAAAAUCCCCAUCGGAAGCCUUGAACUUCUGAAGUCCCCCGCCCAGACGCUCCGACUUCGCCCGCCCCGACUGGUCCGUGAAAACCUAGGGAUUUGGAGUUCUAAAGCCUUUCCUUUUGUUUUUCACGAUGGAUGGUUUGACCCCACAUCAGAACACCUGCCAGUGCCAAGGUCAAGCCACUUCUGCUUGGCACAAGGACAACUUGAAAAGACUGAAGACACCCUUGGAGAACCAGUGUCAUAGCCAUCGCCUACGAAUCGCCUACCAGGUCCUACCAGAAGUAUUAAUCCGUCGAAAUGUCUCAAGAAGGCACCGAUCGGAUCCUUCCAUUGUUUUAAAUAGGUCUGAAUCCCAAACAACCAUUGGCUUACUAUAUCCCUACAAGUCCAAAGACCCAGUAAAACCUGUUUUGUUUACCUCCUUAUAAGCAGUGUUUUUGCAUGACCAACUCCAGUAAAAUGAGCUCAUUGACUUGUAGGGUAUGUUUGACUAAGGAUUCAAGACCACCAAAACCACUUCAAUAAGGAACUCUUUGAGGCUAUAGGGUCCGGCGUUCGUUUGGCUUGGUGCGGCUCAGAGGGGUCGACAACAGCAGGAGAAGUGGAAUUUCUUGAGCUGCCAUGGUAGCCAAGCAAGCGCUAGUUCCUUCCUAUGCCAGAAUCCCGUGCUCCACAAGUGCUCCUGAGCCCCGUGGUUGUUUGCGGGGGUUAUACUUCAUUUUCUCUAAGGUACCAACUGAAACUCCAGGCAACUGAUUGUCCAAACUUCAAUUCCACCUUCGCUCUGUCCCUUAUUCUCUCCUUCGCUCGGCCGAGCUCGCGCUCGCGCGGUGAGGGGCUCUGCCGGCUCUGCCGCUCGUCAGCGGAGCGUCGAGAGGCUUUUGCAGGAAUCCAUCGUGGCCUCGAAUAGCGCCGAGAACCGGGCGCUGAAACGGAGGGUGCGACAACGCCUGCACAAGCGGCUCGGGGCAAUGCUGCCUCCAGAGGAGUUUGAAGAGGCGACCAAGCGAUUUCGAGAAUUGGAGCUCGCAACGGCCAGUCCUCCAGGUCAUGCUGAGUUUCCUGAGGAGGAGCUCUCCUUCUCCAGCGGCCCCUGGAUUGUGGCCAAUUCGCUGGUGGUCCCUCCUUGGGUCCAAGCUGUUCCAGUCCAAGGACCCUAUUUGGAGCAAACGUGGUGUGAAUCAAGUGACUAUUGGUGGUGGGAGUCAUAUGAACAAUACAGUCCCUGUGAAUUUCAACAGAUCGAGCAUGGCCGGCAUGAGAAGCUGCGGAGUUUGAAAGGUGAUCGCAGUGAGCCGAGCGUCGACGCGGGUGACAGUGCCCGCAGCACUGAAGCGGACAGCCAGGCCAGUGAGGAUCUCAGCUUGGCCCUGGAGAAUGUCAAACAGUUACCAGUGGCUCGAACCUUCUUGCACUUCGACACGCGCACCGACGUACCUCAUCGGCGCUCCAAGUCCGUCUGAAUAGAGACGGUCGACAGUCAGCACAGCAUCAGCUUUAGCAUCCUUUAGCCGUUUUGGAGGAUCUCCAGUCCACCCCCGUCGCGACAGCUUCGCUCCUGUCGUGGAGCUCGGCUGCUUGCGCUCCAGCAGAUGGUGGCCAUCGGGUCCCAAUGGCCAAGCAGAUUGGGGGGAGC
This is a messenger RNA of Durusdinium trenchii, 1662 nucleotides long. Lineage: Eukaryota; Dinophyceae; Suessiales; Symbiodiniaceae. The record is from the annotation of a GenBank genome assembly.